UCAUGCUGCUGCCAGGUCCAGAGUGUGUCAUGGGUCCCUGUACGGCCUCCCAUUGCUGCUGUCUCCAUCGCCACACUCUGCCAUGUGCCACUUUCAGGUCUCCUCACACUGCUGGUGGGUUCCAUUUUGUCAUAGGGUAGCUGGCAGAUUACGGGCCUCCCAUUUGCUGCUGCCAGGCCCGUAAUCUGCCAUGGGCCCCUGUACCGACUGCCGUCAUGCGCUGCCUAGGCCCGUAAUCUGUCAUGGGCCCCUGUACCGCCCUCCUCAUGCUGCUGCAGGUCCCCUGUAGCAGUGUGUCAUGGGUCCCUGUACGGCCUCCCAUUGCUGCUGUCU
Molecule: messenger RNA, 333 nt
Organism: Staurois parvus
Lineage: Eukaryota; Metazoa; Chordata; Amphibia; Anura; Ranidae
Source: the annotation of a GenBank genome assembly